AUGGGUGAUAUCAUGACCAACAUUGACGAUAUCGUCACGUACAUUUCCACAGCAUACAAGCUCCCGAGCUCGAUCCACUCCCCCGCCCACUCACUGACCACCAAUACAUCGUCCAUGUCGACGCGUAUACCGAGCCACUGCCGCGCGACGGUCAACGAGUCCAACAACGUGCGGCUUUUCUUCAUCACGGCACCCAAGACGCGCGACCACCUACCCAAGAUUCCACCCAAGUACAAGGACGGCGACAUUGUGAUUGUGGACCCGGCCGAUAUCUACACCGACCAUGUCCAGUUUAUCAAGCAGUCUGGGUAUCAUGUGUACGCGCGGAUAUCGGCGGGUGCGGCAAAGCACUACGUGAUCCACGAGAGCCCGUCGUUGCUGGGUAGUAUAUACGGCGACAACGUCAAUAUGCAGUGGAUCCGGCUUGCGACGCACCGCAAGCUGGAGGCGCACUUUGCCGCCAUGUAUGCACGCGUCAAGACCAUGGGGUUUGACGGCGUGUACAUGACGGAUGUGGAUAUGGUGAGCAAAGUACCGGAGAACACGGACAUGGAAGCCGAGCUGGUGCAGUACAUCAAGAUGCAUUACAAGAAGGCGUACAAGCACGAGCUGCCGCUGAUACUGGACGUGUCGCCGUCACUGGUGCGACUGAACGGUGUGCUGGACCAUAUUUUCGCGUACUUUUGCGGGUUCCACUUUGACCACGGCACGUGCACGGAGACCGUGAGCUGCCGGAUGUUUGCGAGUCUCCAGAGCCUGCUGAACAAGAUUGUGGAACGGGGGUGCGAUAUCUGGCACGCCAACGAAACGGCGACAUGUUGA
This is a messenger RNA of Sphaeroforma arctica JP610, 822 nucleotides long. RefSeq lists its product as hypothetical. The transcript has a single exon. The record is from RefSeq and is a predicted model, not a curated record. NCBI's taxonomy places the organism in Eukaryota, Ichthyosporea, Ichthyophonida. The coding region runs from base 1 to 822 and encodes 273 amino acids.